AUUGACCUUUUUUCGAAAGGGACACGACCAACGACGGUAAAUCACUUGGCGGCAGUUUAAGGGCGGCACGAUGCACCCCCGGCAUCGGAUACCAAGGGAAACGAAUCUCCAAUGGAGACUGUUGUCAUAGAAGGUGGACAGCCCCUCAAAAUCAAAAUGGUCGCCCCGAAAGUGAACGAAGAAUUUGUGUUACGCAGACGAGGAAUGGCGGUUCGCUCGGUCCACUCGGAGCGACACAGCAUGAAAGCGUGAACGAGGGGAGGUUUUUAUUGACUUUUAUGCUAAAAAUGUACGUUCGCUAGAUGGUCCAUUUUAUUUUUAUUCCAGUACCCGAACACGGGGAGGAGGUGGUAGACCAACCGAGAGGAGGAGACUGCGGCGAUACGAGGAUAUUUGGCAAAUUAGGAGGAAAAGUUUGCGCCUGCCUCCUUCAAAUGGAAAUUUUUACUCGCAAAAUUCGAUGCGUAGCACCACAAAUCUAGACGUGAAUCGAUAAUGAGUCGAAGAACCUUGUAAUAUGGACGGAUAUUGGAAAUUCUGAUAAAAUUUAAUAUAUCAUAGAACCAGACAGACUUCAGCGAAGAAUGUUUUUAGACCACUGCAAUAUUAGAAUACCCAUUCCCACUUGGAGCAGUGGGGGCGACAAAAGUAUUGCUUGUAACAAUUGUUGUCGAACUUCUGCAACAGCAUCUACAGCAGGCCCAAAUGCAGAGGCAGAAGAGAACCAAGCCUGCGAUCGAAGAGAGCACUGGAACAAGUAUCGCAGUAGCUGCUGCUGCUCCAGUUACACCUACUGCAGUCGAGGUGUCAAUGUCGUUCCACGAGCCCAUAGUUCUGGUAAUAACGUGUACGUUGAUUCCUUGAAAUUCAGAGACCUCAACGAGCUGAAUAACAGAAAACACACAGGAUGAAAUCUGACCUUAUUCCAUUCGCUUGUACCGAGACAAUGUGUGUUUACACAUUUUCAAUAACAUGAGUUAAGAUUAGAGGUGGAAAAACUUGGUGAAACCAAUUGAAACUUAUACAAUGACCACCCAAAUCUGCUUAUGUAUACAGAUACGUAUGAACGAGUGAAUGAAAUGGAAAUAAUAAUACAUCGUCAUUA
Athalia rosae (coleseed sawfly) is the source of this 1105-nucleotide messenger RNA. RefSeq lists its product as uncharacterized. The coding region runs from base 585 to 911 and encodes 108 amino acids. Lineage: Eukaryota; Metazoa; Arthropoda; Insecta; Hymenoptera; Athaliidae. The record is from RefSeq and is a predicted model, not a curated record. The transcript is spliced from 3 exons.